Thecamonas trahens ATCC 50062 is the source of this 7099-nucleotide messenger RNA. RefSeq lists its product as uncharacterized. The record is from RefSeq and is a predicted model, not a curated record. The transcript is spliced from 2 exons. NCBI's taxonomy places the organism in Eukaryota, Apusomonadida, Apusomonadidae. Bases 1 to 7071 code for a protein of 2356 amino acids.
AUGGGCAUGCUGGCGCAUGUCAUUGGCGUACCGGCAGUCGAUGCGCUGGUCUGCGGCACACCGGAUGUGCUCGCGGGGCUGGUUCAGCUCGGUGCGUCGACCAACGGGAGCAACGCCAGCACCGGAGGCGGGACCGGCGACGCAGGGGCACGGGCAGACGAUGUCGCUGAUGACGUCGCUGCUGCUGCGCUCCGAGUCCUUACGCUGGCGCUUGUCGGGUUUGGACCUCAACCUGGCAGCCUGCCGCCAGCCGGUCCCGCGGCGACCGAGGUCAAGCCCUCGCUCCUCACCAACGUGGCAAGCCUCUUCACUGACGCGGCAUCGAUGAUGUCGUCUAUGUUCGAGUCCAAGACUGCGGCGACGCUGCGGCCGACGCCGUCGCUGGGCUCGAUCGACGAUGACGUGAGCGGCACCGACUCUCGCCGCGUUCUUCCCAAGCACAUCCCGACCGCCGCACAGCUCGCGGACACGCAGCUCGAGUUUGACGAGCUGCAGCGACAGCAGGCGCGGGCGCCGCCAUCGGCGGCGGCUGCCGCGGACAUGCACCCGCUCAUGGCCCACGUUGCGGCCAUUGUGGCGACUGUCGAACAGGCCGCGUCGGUAGCGACCCGGACCGCCGGCCUUGUCCUUCUUGCUGCGCUCGGAGUCACGUCUCGGGCUGCAAGCCGCAUGGUGGCCUCAGCCGGAGCAGCAGUGGCCAUGGAGAGCGUGCUGGCGUCCGAGGCUCUGGCAGCGGCACCACCAGCUCUUGCCGCUCGCGCCUUUGACGCACUCUUUGUCCUCGUCCUCCAGGGCCGCAACUCAAGGCUGGUAGGCAACUUGUGGGCGCUCGAGGUGUUGGUCGAGGUUGGUGUGCGGGUGCAGAGCGGCGUGCGGCGGCCCGCAGCAACAAGCUGCGUCGUCAGCGCACUGCAAUGCUUACUCGACGUGCUAGUGGCAAACCCGUGCAACGCACUUAUGCUCCUCCUCUCGGGCGGCAUCGGGCGACUGGUCCUCGCCCUUGUCCAUCUUGAUGACGAUGCGGUGGGGCGGCUCGGGCCUUGCCUCCUCGCUCUCCUCGACUACAGCUCGCUCCUUCUCACCAACCACUCGUGUGUGGUUCUCUUUGAGUUCUCCAAGCUUCUUCUCUCGCAGCCGCCGCUGGCGCCCGAGUUGGUGGCCGAGCUGCUGGACUCGUUGGCAUCGGCGCUGAGCCUGCAUCUGGCCCAUCCGUCAGUAGCCUCCGAGUCGUACGUAGCGCUGGCAACCAACGUGUGCGCGCUGCUCACCCGGGAACCGUUUGUGGUGUCAGCCACCUCGGGUCCACGCUCCCUGCCACCGGCUGACCUCGGCCUGGGCGUCAUCAAGGUGCUGGUACUUCUCGCACGGCUCCCGUCAGAGCCGCUCUCACUCGCCAUGGUCCAGCCACACCUGCAAACGCUGCUGGUGCCGCGAUCGCGAUCGGCGUCGCCACCGCCUACCGAACUGAUUCACGGCCUUAUCUGGCUUCUCAAUACCCUCAUCACACUGCCGUCUGCUACACCGGACGCCGCAAAAGUCUACACGGCUCUGCUCUCUGCACCUGGGCUGAGCGCAGGCGUCGCUGCCGCGCUCCUGCACGGAAUCAACGCGCUGGUGUCAACGUCGGCAGACGCUGGACGAGCGAUGGCGGCGUCACGCGAGACGCUUAUGGUCCUGCUCUCUCUUCCACGGACGCUCGAGGCACCCGGAGCGCCACCGACGAUUGCGCUCGCCGUCGUUGACACGCUCUGCCGGCUGUGGGCUGGACGGGCAAGCCAAAGCGAGAUGGAGCAGCUGACACGGGUCCUGGUAGGCCUGGGCGAGCGCGGGAUGCGGACGCAGCUCCCGUUGCCUCUCUUCUACCGCCUGGUGGACAUGGCCGUGCGCCCGUCGGUGACGGCCGUUCUCAGCGAGCUGCAUCUGCUGCCAUCGACCACGACCACGGUCUCGUCGUCGUUGGGCGACUCGGUCCGCGCGCCCAAGCUGGCCGCGGUCAUGGCUGAGGUUGAUCGCAGCGAACCGACGUUGCCGCUGGCGCUCAGCUCGGCGCGGGCUUUGCUGACGGCACACGAUCUGGUGCGAGAGGCGCAACCGGUUGUGCAUGGCUCGGGCUCGAGCUCGGGACCGGCGUUUGCCAAGCCGAUUCACAAGUCUGCGUCGUCGCUCUCGAUUGCGUCGAUGUCGACUUCGCAUGGCCCGCAGCACCAUGCAGCGUACCAAGGUGACAUGCUGCUGCUACCAUCGCCGUCGCUGGGCAAUGCGCGGGCCAGCUCGGUGGCCUCGUUCCGGACCAUCACCUCGACGGAAGACCUCAUUGCGCUCUCUGUUGCCGCAUCCAAGACGGUGGGUGGCGAAGGCGGGGCGAUGUUGUCGGUCUCAUCGACAGGCUCGGUCUCGUCGAUCUCGACAACAGUCUCAAACACGUCAACAGCGCCAUCGGCAUCGCGGGCGUCGUCGCGGUCUGCGCGAUCGCGGAUCCGGUCGCGGGCGUCGUCAUCGUCACGGCGGUCGUCCGAGUCGGCGUCGCAGCGCAGGAGCAGCUCGGGAUCGCGGAUUCGCGGGCGGCGGGUUGUCUACCGUGGCGGGCUGGUAGAGCCGGGCCACGUUGUGGCGUCGCGGCCUGCAGCGCAGCUGACAGCGUCGUCGGCGUUCCACUCACCGCUGGCGACAGAAGCGCUGCGCGGGGUGCGCUUCCUGUCUGUGGCCGGGGCCAGCCUUGUGCUCGCGGCGCUGCCACUGCUGGACGAUCUCGAUCCGCUCUCGCCGCUGCUACUGGUGCAUGCGCUUGUGCAGGCGUCGCGCGGAAACGCGAUUGUGUUUGCGCGGGCCUCGGGCUACGCCACACUUCUCGACCUUGCGCUGACGCCCUCGAGCCAGCUGCUGCCGUCGACUCGGACCAUGUAUCUUGACCUUGCGCGGCUGGUUGGUGCGACGGCCAUCUGGCCGCAGCAACUGCAAAAGACGCUCGACGCUCUGGCGGGGCUUGGAGACGGGCUAUGGGGCAGCGAAAGCGAACUGGGCCUCGUGCUUGCGCGGCGCGAGCGCGACCGGUUACGCGAGGACAUUCUCCAUGCCCUUGCUGGAAUGGCGUACUCGGCACGACCGCGGACUGUGGUGCUGCUUGGAAGCGCCGCGCCCGGCGGACCGUACGGAGCUGGCAGCGACAGCGCGCUUUUCACCGAGCUCGAGGCUACGGCCCUUAACUCACCGUGGGCGAUCUCAUGCUGGGUCGCGCUCGAAGCGAGCACUUGGACCAGCGCUGACGGCGGAAGCGAGAGUGCAAUGGUGCUGCUUCGCGUGCAGAAUGAUCGCGAAGUGAUACUCGAGCUCGCCUUUGUGCCGUUGCUGAGCGGCCCGGCCCGACGGCAGCGGUCGUGCUCGCGCGACCGGGCGGCCAGCGGCGGAAGCAGCGGCGCCAUGGCCGAGUCGCGGACGGUCGACUCGGCGUCUGUCUCGUCGGGCUCGACACUGACAAACGACGGCUGUGUUGGGCCUGUGAGCAAAGCCGACGGCCGGAUGUAUAUGGUGCGAGUGACGGUGGGCGAGGCGCAGGUUGUGCUGCCUCACGCGCUUGUUGCCGGCAACUCGCAGUUCAAUGCUCUGGUGGUGAGCGUGAACGGGGCUGGGCGAACGCGGGUGUACAUCAACGGGGCGAGUGUAACAACCGAGGUCGAAGAGGCGGAGCUGGUUGCGCGCGAGGUGGCAAGCGGAGGUGCGGCACGGGUCGAGGUCGGCACCGACGGCGGCGGGUUUUCUGGCGCUGUCUCGGACGUGUACGUGGUGGGUGGGGCGGUCGGCGACGACGAGGUGCUGGCCUGGUACGAGCUCGGCGCAGGCGACCACGAGAUGGUGCGCGGCAAGCUGGUUGCGUCGCAAGCGGUGUCACUAGCUGGAAGCAGCGCGCACUCUCCUGGAUCUGCAGCGGGCUCACCGUCGGGCAAGAGCUCGGGCUCUGGCGGGCUCGGCUCGCCAGCGAAGCGGGCGGGCGCCAUCACGACGGCAGAGUUGAGGCUGCUGGCUGGCGUGCGCGGAGUGCGAGGCACCGAAGCGGUGGUAGACGAGCCGAGCCUCGCGUCGAGCAUCGAUGUGCUUGGCGGAAUGGUGGGCGUGCUUCCGGCGCUUGUGCGCGGGCCAGACGAGGUGCAGAUGCGCAAGGCACGCGACAAGGUCCUGUUUGCCUCGUUCCAGCUUCUCGGGCUGUGUGUGGCGGUGGGCUCGGCGCGAAGUGCAGGCGGAAGCCUGGGACGACAGCUUCACGACGACCUUGCGGGCGCCGAGCUAGUGCGCUACCUUUUGCCGGGAUCCGAGUUUGAGGAGAGCUCCGACAUUCCGUUUGCACUGGUGUACCCGCUUGUGUCCGGGCUUGCGGGAGCUGAGAUUUCUACCGGGGCCGGUGUGCAACUCGCGGUGUUGCGCGCGGGGUAUGUGGCGACGCUGCUGGACGUGCUUGGCCGAAGCGGGAGUGAACGCGUGCCACGGCGGGUGGUGCACGGCCUGGUGGACGUGAUAGUGGCGGAAGCGGGCAACGUAGAGGCGCUCCUCGCGCUUCCACACGCGCUGCCGCGGAUGCUCCGCAUCGGACUUGUGUUUCCGAAGCUUGCGCACAUUGUGGUGCGGCUGAUGCGAAGUGUGGUGGGCUGGCUCUCGUGCGGACAGCUCGAGGCAUUGUUUGAGUUUAUGAUGGACGAGCGCGAGUCGAGCGAGGAAGUGGCGCCUGUGCGUGUGGAGCUCUUUCUUAUGGUUGUGCAGGAGGUUGCGGUGGUGUCACCGCUGCUGGAGCAGGUGUUCGGCCUAGGGCGGCGGCUCUUUGAGUUUGUGGCCGUGGCUGUGGGCUCUCACAGCGCGCGUAUGCGACAGGCAGCCCUCUCGCUGCUCUCGCUGCUCCUGCAGUAUCGGCCGAAGACAAGCUUGCAGGCGGUGGAGGCGCUUGCGCUGCCGCGACUGGUGGGCGAGGCGUUGUGCGGGUUCGAGAUGGACAAGCCCGGAGUAAGCGCGCUGGAGAGCUUGAUUGUCAACGGAGCGGAGUUUCACGCGCGCGAGACGCGGCGCGGGAGCGUGAGCGGGCGUGAGCGCGGGAGGUCCGGACCGCCGAUGCUAUUCUCGCCGUCGUUUGUGCUGAUGGCGUCAGGCGGGGCCGGGCUCGAGGCUCUGGGUGACGAAGGCUCUGACUCGAUCAUGCUAGGCGAGGAGGCCGGAGAUGUGAGUGACGAUGGCGACGAGAAUGGCUGUGGCGACGGUGACGGCGGUGAGGAGCGCGACGAGGCCGGGACGAGCGGGCUGGCCGGACCGACCGAGUUUGGCUCACGUGGGGCAGCCAAGUGGUUUUCGGCGUUCCGCGCCGCAAUGGUUGACGGCACCGGAGGCAAGGGCGCGCUGUCUCGCGGCGAGCUCGUUCGGCACGUCGCGUUUGUGCAGAGCCUCCUGCUUGUGUUGGGCGAGGGCGGCGAGAGGGUGGGCGACGACGUGGCGUCAUUUAUCUUUGCGCGGCUGGAGCGACUGUUCUCGCGCGAGGCAAACCUGGUGCAGCUGUGGGAUGUGCCGUGGCUGGAGUGGUGCCGGGAGCUGCUGUGUGGUAGAGACGGCGACGGGAUUGCGGCGGAGCCGCGUGUUGUGGUUGGCUUUCUCCCUGUUCUUCAGCGGACGCUGCUCUUUGACCUGGGGAGCAAGCGGCCUGUGCUCCUCGGCAAGCUGCUCGGGAUGACGGACGCGCCUCAGUUUGUACUCCUUGUUGGCGAAGCGCUGCUUGACGUUGUGGCGGCGUACCCGAUCCUUGCAAGUGGCGGCGGACGCGGUGCGCAUCCGCGCGGCUCGCUGCUGCGGUUUCUCGAGGAGCGGUCUGCCGAGGGCGUGGGCAACUUUGAGGUCGCGUCGUUUGUCAAGGGUCUUGUGGUGCUCUUCUCGGGCUUGCAGAGCGUGCCUGGCUUUUCGCCCAACUUGUGCGAGCGGAUCAUCAACACGAUCCACGCGCUGACAUGGCGCGCGACACCCGAAGUGCGGACGCUGAUUCGGAACGUGGGCUUGUUGCAGGUGCACAACGCCAUGGUGCUCUCGUCGUUCUUUGUCAAUUUCAACUUUGAGACGAUUGCGGCGCAGCCGCUAUUCCGCGAUUCUGGCGGGCUCGUCCUCCUUCUCCGGCUGUUUCUGCAUGCGGCCGAGCUGCCCGGGGUGCAGGCGCGGAUCUUUGAGAUUUUGCGCGAUGUGUUUGCGCCUGUGGCGGAGAACGCCAAGGUGUUGCGGCGGAUCAUUCGCGAUCCGCAUGUGGAGAACUACUUUGCACGACUGCCUGGGGUGCUCGCUGUGGAUCCUGACGAGAUGGAUGAGUACGACCCGUUGUACGACACCGGCGAGUUUCUGCGGUGGUUCAACUCUGCUGAGCUGGUCGAGACGCGGACGGCGAUCGAGGUGCGGCUCACGGCUGCGCUAAGACCAAUCGACGCGGCGCGAAAUAAGGCUGCAGCCAAGGCUGAGAGCAAGCGGUCCAAGCGGCGGCGAGCGGCGGUAGCCGCCGCCGAGAAGAGCGGCGAAGGUGCACGGGCGGAAGGUGCACGGGCGGCGGUGGCCAAGAUGAGGGCGCGCAUUGUGCGGCACGAGAGCGAACGAUUUGCGGCGUUGGCAGCGACACGGCGCGAGGCUUGGCUCGCCGGGCGGGCUAUGUGGCGCGGGACAGUGCUGGCGCCAUACAGCGAAGCACGGGCGCUGUCGACCGGUCGCAACAAUGAGGCUGCGCCAAUAGCGGCUGUUGACGGCGAUGGGCUCGGACGGCGGCGUGAGCGGCGCCUGGCUGCGCAAUCGCUGGCGAUGCCGGGCACUGGCGGCGGUGAUCGGGCCAAGAGCAAGGCCAAAGCCAAAGCCAAGCACAAGAGCAAGGGCAGGGGCAAGAGCAAGGCCAAGGCCAAGGGUAAGGGCAAGAGCAAGAGCAAGAGCAAGAGCAAGGCCAAGAGCAAGGACAAGAGCAAGGGUAUCCGUGAUGCAGUCGCAGGUACGCCACAGCUGACCGCAGUGCCCGAUGUUGUGCUCUUCCGGCCCGAGUCGACGGAGUUCUCCUCGUUUUCGUUUUCAUCCGAUGGAUAGAGAUGGCCAAUGUAUGGAGAGAUGGUGA